AUGUCCUGCGCUCUUUCCUGCCUCCGGUGGCAUUUAUGGGACGUGCUCAAGAGUGCGAUGUGCUGGAUGUCCCGUAGGCGCACCCUCUCACUACUGCUGUGCGUCCUCAGCCUGACUCCGGCGGCUUCAGGGGCGCGGCCAGAGACGCUGUGCGGGGCGGAGCUGGUCGACACGCUGCAGUUUGUGUGCGGAGAGAGGGGCUUUUAUUUCAGCAAGCCGACGGGUUACGGGCCCAACGCCCGGCGGUCGCGGGGCAUCGUGAACGAGUGCUGCUUCCAGAGCUGCGAGUUGCGGCGACUGGAAAUGUACUGCGCGCCCGCCAAGACCAGCAAGGCCGCGCGCUCGGUCCGCGCCCAGCGCCACACGGACGCGCCCAGGACCGCCAAAGUGGCCGGCGUGUCCGGCCACAAGACCGAAAAGGGCCCGGAGCGACGGGCGCCCGUGCAGACGGACAAGACAAAGAAUAAGAAGAGACCUUUGCCCGGACACAGUCACUCAGCCUUUAAGGACGUGCAUCCCAAAAACUCGAGUCGAGGCAGCGCCGGCCGAAGUUACCGAAUGUAG
Messenger RNA from Nerophis lumbriciformis (worm pipefish), 564 nucleotides. The record is from RefSeq and is a predicted model, not a curated record. NCBI's taxonomy places the organism in Eukaryota, Metazoa, Chordata, Actinopteri, Syngnathiformes, Syngnathidae.